Messenger RNA from Trifolium pratense (red clover), 1018 nucleotides. RefSeq lists its product as uncharacterized. The record is from RefSeq and is a predicted model, not a curated record. The coding region runs from base 184 to 888 and encodes 234 amino acids. Gene Ontology annotation, cellular component: chloroplast envelope. The transcript has 4 exons. NCBI's taxonomy places the organism in Eukaryota, Viridiplantae, Streptophyta, Magnoliopsida, Fabales, Fabaceae.
GAAGAAGGUAACAAAGUCUGAAUUAAUUAUUUAAUUUUAGCAAAGAAAAAAAGAUCAAUCAAACUCACUCAUUCUCCUUCUUCUUGCAGUUACAACACUUUCAUUUGAACUUUGAAGCCACAUUGAAAUAUUGUAACCUCUUCUUCUAAUCAUCUCAGAAACAAUUAGUACAACAAAAAAAACAUGACUCUAUUUUCUUCUCUGCAAAUCAGCACCACCUUUCACUCUCUCAAUCCUUCUUCUUCAACAAUUCUUCCUCGUUUUCAACCUUCCAUUUCCCUCACUAAAAAAUCCAGAACAACAACAACAAGUACCAUCACUCGUGCUUCUUUGAUUGAAACUCCUGUUCUGUGGGUUGGUAGGAUCUGUAUCUUCUAUGCUCUUCUCAAGACUGGAUUCGUUGGAUCUCCAUCUAAUCCACUUCUCUCAGAUUUGGAAAUUGGUGAUAAUGGUGACAGUAGUGAAUCUGGUGGUGACUUAGGGUUCUCUAAAUGGACACAAAGUAUACUAGGAAAACCAGCAAAGGAAGUAGCUAACGGAGGGAACCUUACGAGCAAAUGGCAUCCUACAACAAAGGGUACGCUGAGAAGGAACUAUAGAGUCCCAUCCAAGUCUGAGGGGCAACGACUUCUUAAAUCCAUUGCAUCUCUAUUGUCAGAUGAUGACCACUUUGUUGAUGCCACUUCUCACAAGGGUUGUCAAAUCCGACGAGAAAGUGCUCAUGGAGAAAGUGUUUGUUGCAACAAUGUGAGAGCUCUUUUCGAUGAGUUACCAACUCCCCAUCUCAUUGUGGAGAUCACACCUUUUCCUGCUGGACCUCUUAGUGACAAUGAUUACACUAAAGCUGAGAAACUUGAGAGGGUUCUGAGAUCUAGGCCUUCUGUCUGAACCUUGUUUGGUGUUUCUCGUUUCCAUGUAUAUAUUCUUUGCUAGCUUGUAAAUAUUGGCAUCGUGAAGAGAAAUUUGUAUCAAAUCAAAUGUUUUAAAUUUGAGUUGAAUAACAUCUUUCAAAGACAAA